Lepus europaeus (European hare) is the source of this 925-nucleotide messenger RNA. RefSeq lists its product as uncharacterized. The record is from RefSeq and is a predicted model, not a curated record. Bases 1 to 672 code for a protein of 223 amino acids. NCBI's taxonomy places the organism in Eukaryota, Metazoa, Chordata, Mammalia, Lagomorpha, Leporidae. The transcript has 3 exons.
AUGACUGCAGGACACAAGCGUACUUCUGACCCCUGGCCCUCAGCCCCCGAGAGUAUAAACCAAAACCCAGAAGGUGCAAUGUAUGAGUCCCACGAGUCAGAGAACCUAGGCUCUGCAGGGUUGAAACUGAGCACUGCACAUACAGUGCAAAGAAAGACGUUAAAUCAAACGAGAAUGACUGCUCUAGGACUGGAGGAGGGGGAGGGGGAGGAAGACAGCUGCGCAGGAAAGUUGUUCGGGGGAGGGGCCGAGCGAGACCUUGGGAGGGGGACGGAGCUCAACCUGUUGCUCCUGUCAGAACGAUGUGCCUUUCCCGCCGAAGAUGAGGUGAUCAAAUUCAUAAUCGGAAGGAAGGCUCAGUCCGAUCUCGGCGGGAAGCGGAUGGAUCAAGGCAAAAAGCGGCUAGGAAGAUUUGUAAAAAUAAAUUCCACCCUAAAACUGCUGGAAGAUGAGAUCUCCCUCUUUCCAAAAGCGCCUGUCUGCGUGGAUCGUCGGAUGAGAUUUUUGGAGGAGACGAGGGCUGGCGAGCUCUGCGGUGUAUCUGACAGGACCUGCUUGUAUAUGUCUAAUAUAAAGAACAUUUCCUGCAGAGAUUCCGGGGCGCUGCUCCUCUUUCUAAUGCUCCUUAGCAGAUUUGCUGUUAUUAGACAUGUAGAUUUGUUUGAUAGUUAAAUUACGCUUCCUCACUGCCAUGUUUUCGAGAACUAAUCUGUUAAAUUAUCUUUUGAUGCCUAUUUACAUGGAGGGGAAAGUGGGUUAUCGAUUAUAUAAACAUAUAAAUAUUAAUGCAUUUGUUCGCUUCGCAAAAAAAAUACUAAGCCAAAAAAAAAAAUAACAGAAAGACAAGUGAGCAAUGCACACACAUCUCAGGAUUUUGCAAACAAUAUUGAACGGACAGCGACUGCAUUUAGGGACUGGAACAAUA